GCGCAGUAUUUGAAUGUUGGGAACUGACGGCGGGGGAGAAGGAAGAAAGAAAGGAGGCCUUGUCCGCGAGACGCCGAACCCGGUAAAGGACGCCGAGGGCGGAGAAUGGUUUUUACGUAACGGUUCUCCCUCAGAAAGAGCCAAGAGGGACCCGGCCCUUAACGGUUCUCCCUCAGUCGAGAAUGGGUUUAAUCCUUCGCUCUUCGGGAGGGUCUUCUCCUCAAAGUUAAUGCUUGGAUUGGGAAUGAAUUGGUGAUUAAAAGAAAUUAAUAGCAUUAAAGCCUUUGUGGAAUUAUGAACAGAAUGUGAAGAAAAGGAGACGAGUCUGAGCAGAUAAAGUUGUAUAAUCGGCCCCGGCUGUGCAGAAAACGGAUUUCGUGGUACAGUUGGAAGUUGGAAGCGUGUAAAUAUUUGUGCUGGAAGAUAACAAUGUCGAAAGAUGAAGACAAGGGGAUCCCUGUGAGGGUGGCGCUGAGGUGCCGCCCUUUAGUUCCCAAAGAAAUUGCAGAGGGGUGCCAUAUGUGCUUGUCUUUUGUCCCAGGAGAAGCGCAGGUAAUCCUAGGGAAAGACAAGCCAUUCACGUAUGAUCACGUGUUUGACCCUGCUACUGAGCAAGAGGAGGUUUUUAAAACGUGCAUCGUUCCCCUCGUUAGGGGCAUUUUUAAAGGGUACAAUGCUACCGUUUUAGCCUAUGGACAGACGGGGUCUGGGAAAACCUACUCCAUGGGAGGAGCCUAUACAGCUGACCAAGAGAAUGACCCCAGUGUUGGAGUCAUCCCCAGAGUCAUAAGGCUUCUCUUCCAAGAAAUGAAAGAAAAAACAGACUGGCAGUUUUCCUUGAAAGUCUCCUAUUUAGAGAUCUACAAUGAGGACAUCUUAGACCUUUUGUUGCCAGUCAAAGACAGGACAUCUCAAAUCAGCAUCCGUGAAGACCCCAAGGAAGGCAUAAAGAUUGUGGGACUAACAGAACAUGAGGUGACUAGUGCCCAAGAGACAGUUCUUUGCCUGGAGCAAGGGAACAACUCCCGAACUGUGGCUGCCACAGCUAUGAAUACUCAGUCAUCACGCUCUCAUGCUAUUUUUACCAUGUCCAUUGAGCAGAAAAGCAAGAGUGACAGAAACACCAGCUUCCGUUGCAAACUGCAUCUGGUAGACCUUGCUGGUUCUGAAAGGCAGAAGAAGACAAAAGCAGAAGGUGAUCGACUUAGGGAAGGAAUCAACAUUAACAAAGGACUUCUCUGUCUGGGGAAUGUCAUCAGCGCUCUUGGGGAUGAAACCAAGAAGGGGAAUUUUGUCCCUUAUAGGGACUCUAAACUAACACGACUUUUGCAAGAUUCCUUGGGAGGCAAUAGCCACACUCUGAUGAUUGCCUGCGUGAGCCCAGCAGAUUCCAAUAUGGAGGAGACUUUGAAUACCCUUCGCUAUGCUGACAGGGCCAGAAAAAUAAAAAACAAGCCAAUAGUUAAUAUUGACCCCCAGGCUGCAGAGAUCAACCGGUUAAGGCUGCAGGUUCAAGAGUUGCAGAUCCUAUUGCUACAGGCUCAUGGAGGGACACUUCCAGUUUCUAUUGGUGGUGAGCCCUCAGAAAACUUGCAGUCUCUGAUGGAGAAGAACCACUCUCUCACAGAGGAGAAUGCAAAACUAAGCCGUAGUCUGAGUGAAGCAGCGAGCCAGAUUGCUCAACUGCUGGAGAGCUUCAUUAAGACAGAACAUAAGAAUGAAACAAUCAAUACCAGACUGGAGGAGCUCCAGCAACAUCCUGUGAUGAAAGUCAACCUACAGAAGGUACUUGAAACUCUGGAGGACCAAGAACUAAAACACCAUGUGGAAUUGUUUUGCCAGCUGCAGGAAACGAUUGCUAGGCUGCCGAAUGAAAACCCUAAUGAUGAUGCUGACAUGGAUACAUCUGACCCGGAUUCUAGUGCUGUUUCAGAAGCUAACCGAGUGCCUGACGAAUAUGCUGCUCAGCACGCGCUCCACCAGGCCCAGAUGUCGAAAGAGCUUUUGGAGCUCAACAAAGCCCUGGCUCUGAAGGAGGCCUUGGCAAGGAAAAUCUCUCAGAAUGACAGCCAGUUGGAGCCCAUACAGUGUCAAUACCAGAGCAAUAUCAAGAACCUGGAAGAAGAGGUUUCAAAACUGCAGAAGGAGAAAGAAGACUUGAUCCUGGCACUUCAUGUUUCAAAAAAAGAUGCCAACCAAGCAAAGUUGAGCGAACGCCGUCGGAAACGACUUCAGGAGCUUGAAGGUGAAAUGACAGAUCUGAAGAAGAAACUGAAAGAACAGUCAAAGCUCCUGAAGAUGAAAGAAUCCAGCGAGCAGACAGUGUGCAAAUUAAACCAGGAGAUCCGGGCAAUGAAAAGCCAGCGUGUUCAACUCAUCCGGCAGAUGAAAGAGGAUGCAGAGAAAUUCAGACAAUGGAAGCAGCAGAAGGAUAAGGAAGUCAUCCAGUUGAAGGAGCGGGAUCGUAAACGUCAGUAUGAACUGAUCAAACUGGAGCAAGAUUUCCAGAAGCAAGCCAAUGUCCUCAGGCGGAAGGCAGAAGAGGCUGCUGCUGCUAACAAACGCUUGAAGGUUGCUCUGCAGAAACAGCAUGAAGCUGCCAGCAAACGGAAAGAGAACUCAAACCGUGGAGUUGAGGGACUUGCUUCCCGGGUGAAGAACUGUCUUGCAAAUGAAAUUGAGGUCCUCAUCAGUAUUGAAGAGGCUCGGCGCCACCUCAAUGACCUUCUGCAGGACCGGAAGACUUUAGCGGAAGAAAUCGUAUCACUUAAAGAAAAGCGAGAUGCAGGGGAGAACCUUCCCUCAAAGUACAAGAGACGCACCUUCUCGCACAAUGAUAUGCAGGUGGACUAUUCCAUCAACAAGCAGAUUGAGAGCCUGGAAACAGAGAUGGAGUUCAGGAGCGCCCAGAUUGCUGAUCUGCAACAGAAGCUCCUCGAUGCUGAUGCAGGAGACCGGACCAAGCAGCGCUGGGAGAGCAUUACCACUAUCCCGGAAGCCAAGUGUGCUAUUAAGUACUUGAUUGGUGAGCUGGUCUCCUCCAAAGUUGAAGACAGCAAACUGGAGAACCGCCUCCAACAGAGCAAGUCCACAUGUGCUGACAUGCACAAAAUGCUCCUUGAAGAGCGAAAAUUGACAGCUGACAUGGAAGCAGAGCAUGAGAGCCGGCUGGUCCAGAUGGAGCAGAAACAUCAAGAGAAGGUCCUUUAUCUGCUCAGCCAGAUAAAACAUAAAGAAGAAGCAGAGAAGAGACUUGAGACCUCCAUUUCAGAACGGGAGCAGCAGCUCCUGGAACGGCUCCGCUUCCAGGAUGAAGAGCUGGCAAAGAUGAAAGAAGUCUUUGAGAACAACCAAGAGCUCUCUGCAGAACUUGAUGCUGUCAAGCAGAAACUGAAGAUUCUUCAAGCAGCCAGCGGCCAGAGGAUCUGCAGCAUUCAGCCAUCAGUCACAGACACACCAGAGUCCCCCUUCGAUUAUAUUCCACCUAAGCCAAAGCCCCGCAGGCGAACUACUGCAAGGCCUUCAUCUACAACGGCUGUGGAAGACAUAUCAUCGGAAUCUGACGAAUCGGAGGGAGAAUCACAAGACACUGAGUGGAUCCCAGGCAAAAUCGCCAGAGGAAUAAAAAAGACAGUUAUGGGGUGCACCUGCAAAGGCCGCUGUGGAAACAAGCAGUGCGGCUGCCGGAAGCAAAAACUGCUCUGCUCUGAGGACUGCCGCUGUGAGUCUGAGAAGUGCCGGAACAGGGACCAGUGUAUCUUGGAGGCGACAUUUGUGGAUGAGCAAAUGGGAGAUGACUUCAAUCUAGAAGACCCCACGCUUGUGAAGGCAGGAGACACUUUCUUUGCGCCUCCAGCUGUCAUUCCAACCAGGAAGGCCUUGGGAGAAGCAACUGAGAAACAGCUUGAGAAUAAUGGCACUACUUCAUUUGCCAGUCUGAGUAACAUAGAUGUCGGGGAGAAUUCACUGCCAGGCAUUAAGAAGAGGAGGAAGCGUGUUCUGAGCAGCACCAGUGGCUUCUUCUCAGGCUGCACCCCAGUUAAAGAGGAGGGUUAAUGAGCUGGAGACAGAGCCUUGGUCCUGUAGAUAAACCAGCCCAAGCCUUGCGUUAAUAUUUUUAUGUAUAGUUGCUGAAUAAAUAAAAUUU
Sceloporus undulatus (fence lizard) is the source of this 4147-nucleotide messenger RNA. It is a transcript of the gene KIF4A, whose product is annotated as kinesin family member 4A. Gene Ontology annotation, biological process: microtubule-based movement; mitotic spindle organization. Gene Ontology annotation, molecular function: microtubule binding; ATP binding; microtubule motor activity. The transcript has 33 exons. NCBI's taxonomy places the organism in Eukaryota, Metazoa, Chordata, Lepidosauria, Squamata, Phrynosomatidae. The record is from RefSeq and is a predicted model, not a curated record. Bases 430 to 4056 code for a protein of 1208 amino acids.